GGUGGUGGGGCGUGCUUUCCGGGGCUGGCUGGCUGGGUUUGGUCGGGGAGGCAGCAGGGGAAGCACGGAGCUGGUCCCGGGCGAUGAUGGAACUGGAGUCGGCCAGUAACCGAGGCGAGCCGGGGGCAGCGGGGGACUCGCUGCAGCCGCCGACCCCGAGCAGGCACGAGAAGAGCCUGGGUCUGCUCACCACCAAGUUCGUGACUCUGCUCCAGGAGGCGAAGGACGGGGUGUUGGACCUGAAAGCGGCUGCAGACACCUUGGCAGUGAGGCAGAAACGACGUAUUUACGAUAUCACUAAUGUGCUGGAGGGAAUAGGACUCAUUGAGAAGAAAUCCAAGAACAGCAUCCAAUGGAAGGGUGUAGGUCCGGGCUGUAACACCAGGGAGAUAGCAGAUAAGCUGAUUGAUCUGAAGGCAGAGUUGGACGAUCUGGCUCUCAGGGAACACGAGCUGGACCAGCAGAGAGUCUGGGUUCAGCAGAGCAUCAAGAACGUCACAGACGACUCCAACAAUAGUCCUAUGGCAUAUGUAAAACAUGAAGACCUCUGUGGAGCCUUUAAAGGUGACACACUUCUAGCAAUUCGCGCUCCCAUCGGCACACAGCUAGAGGUGCCCAUACCAGAAGCUGUCCUCAAUGGGCAAAGGAAAUACCAGAUCCGUCUCAAGAGUUCAUCUGGUCCCAUCGAGGUUUUGCUGGUCAAUAAGGACCCGUCCAGUGCCUCUCCUGUCGUUCUGCCCGUCCCUCCUCCAGAUGACGUCCUUCAGAACCUCCCAGCACCACCUACCUCCCAGCCAGUCACUGCUGCCUCACAGGUCCCUAAAUCAGCUCCAGUCCCUUGUACAAAACCUGGUCCUGCCACAACAUCAGACUCAGUGACAGAAGUGACGAGCACGACGCCACUCAGCCCUACAACAGAUACGCCUGCUACAGUCACUCAGCAGCUUCAGUCUUCUGCCUCAUUGGAUGGAUCUGCAUCCUCUUCUGCUUCUGCAAUAUUUGAACCAAUUAAGUCGGAUCCAUCUGAAUUACUGGAUUUCCCCAAAGACCUCUCAGAAAUGUUUGAUCCAACAAGAGAGAUCAUAAGCGGAGAUUUGCUGGAGGACUUGAUGUCAUCAGAGGUGUUCUCGCCGCUCCUCCGUCUGUCCCCUCCGCCCAGCGACCACGACUACAUAUACAACCUGGAUGAGACAGAAGGCCUGUGCGACCUCUUUGACGUGCCCAUUCUCAACCUCUGACCCCUGAGAUUUUUGUCAGAGUGGGAAACCGUUGCCCUUACAUGCUGAUCUACCUUCAGUGUCCCCCCCCCCCCUCACUGACAUUGAAGGUAAGAGGAGGUGCAGGGAAGCCAACAUGAUCUCGUGAGCCUUCAAGGACACGUCUGCACUGACGCGGUGAGCUCAAGCUGAGCUUCACCAGACAGUAGCUCGAUGUUUAGCCUCAUGAAGAAAUUCAGAUGAGAACAAAAUGUUUUAUUCCCUUCUUUUCCAAGGAAACAGAGUCACAAAUGGCAAAUAAUUAUAUUUUUGGAUUCUUGUGUAUUAUAAAUCCUUAUGUUUAUGUUUAUUAGCUUUCUCGUGAGCGAAUGUGUGUCAGCAUUCUUUACAUGUGGUUGGUUGUGAGUCUGUGUGCCUGCUUGUUGUUUUGUAUUGAACACUCUUAUUCUGAGUCAGACAUCUGCAGGUAAAAAAAAAAAAAAAAAAGAGAAACCUAUCGGAGCAUAGCCUUUAUCACCUGGCAGCUGCUCUCACGUGGCUUAAACGAGUCCAAACUUAGCUGGUGAAAUAUGCACUGUCCUCAUGUACAUAGAGAAUAUAUAUUUUGUAAAACCAGCACGCAAGAUUAUUGUGAUAUUAUGAAUGACACAGGCAGAGCAAUAGAUACCAGACACAGGUGAUCAUACUGUUCGUAUGAAGUGCUUUGUUUUAAAUAAUGGUGCUGGUCUUUGGCCCCGUUCAAAUCUGGUCCUAGCAUCCGUCCCGAGAAACCUGAUCAUAAGUGAACAGCGCUAAGUACACAGUGACAUUAAAAUACGUCCUGAAUGUGUGUCCUGUAAUCACCUGUCAGGUCUGAGUUUACGGAUGUCACUUUCUGUUUGUUUGUGGCGUGCAACAGAAAGAAAGCAAAAAGAGCUGGGCACAGUGCCGCGUAUCCAAAUGUGAAGUGAAUAAAUCGCUGAUCACAUUUCGCCGAAGUUGAACUCCACGCGAAGCCACAAUGUGAUUUGCCUUAACGUUCUAUUCGCCCCCACGCUCCACGUAUGAAUGAAUGUCUGAAGCUUUUUUAGAAAGAUUUUACCAAUUUAAGAAAAGAAUCAGUCAUUCUGUGGUGAUCGGUGUUGAAGUUGUGGCGCUGGCUAAAGGCAAAUCAACUUUUUGGCGCUGAGAAGCUGACCACUGACCUGCCGCAGUCUUCAUUUGUUAUGAAACUGCGGCAGGUCAGUGGACAGUAGGGUAGUUGAUCCUCAUAUGUGGUCCAGUAUUUGUGUUCACACAAAUAAAAGAAUGUUGCCACCUCCGAAUGUUAGUUUGAGUGAUCGGAUCUCCGAACUUAGCGCUGACCACUUGUCAUCGGAUCAGUCAGGACAGAUGUUAAUACCAGGCCCGUUUGGACGGGGCUUUGAUUCCAGUGCCAAAGUGAUAAGAAGGAGAAUCUUUGAUACUAUUGAAGCCAAUUAAUUUUAUUACGUAACAAGCCACGGACCAAAAGGAAAUUGCAGGGCUGUUGGGGGGUGGGGUUUAGAAUACUACCAUUUUGCAUUCAAACAUUUUGUUAAACAAGGUGUUUUCAAAAUAAUAAUGCCUCAUAUAAACUCCACAUUAUGACUUUAUGAUCAUGUUCUUUAACUGGUUUAAUAUUGGCACUCCUACACAUUGAGGUCGAUUAUAACGAAAAAAUAUAUAAAUAAAUAAAAGUAAGCAUGCUUUCAGUUUCAUUUUGCAUCAGUACCGUUACUAUCAGAACCUUUCAGAUUUUCAUUGGCUCAGAUUCAAAUGUAACUGGUGUACGUCACAGAAAAAAACUUUUUUUUCCUUCCCCUUUCCUAAACAAGUUCUUUGGCAUUUGUCUUUCAACUAUAAUGUAUGUAUAUAAACACCAUUGUACUCAGUUCAUCUUUAUGUAAAAUGACAUGUAUGUAUUUCUGAUGUAUUUUUACUGAUGCAGUGAAUAUAGUCACCAAGUCAUUAAAUAUGAUCCAGUUCUUUUGUAUAUUUGGCACAACUCCCUCUUUAAAAGGUUUUUCAUAUUUCCCAGUCUGCGCUGUGUUCAUGCUUAUUGCUCUAAAUUACUUCUCUCUGUGCAGGGGACGGCUGAUGAGUUGUUCAGAGUCAAACUGUAAAAUAUCAAGAUAAUUCUUCUUUCUACGGUGCUUUCUCCCAUCAAAUCACUUUGUGUAAUAAUAUCCUAUUGUUUUUUUGCCCGGGAUGACGUAUGUAUGUACAGUAUGUACUGUGUAUAUCCUUCUCUACUGCUUGUAUAGAAUAGCAUUUAUUUUUUAUACCUGCUAGAUAUAUUAUCGUUGCUACUAAUUCGGGGCUACACAGAAAUCUGCUUUAUCGAAGCGUCCUGUUUGAUCGUUGCACUUUACAUCACUGUGGAUCGACUGGUUGCUGCUCAUCCUCUCAGCAGCCGGUCAGCGUGUUCGGGCAGCGUUGUGAGCAGCCGGGGGUUCAGCAGUCCUGGGUUGGAUGGAUCAUGUCCGUGUUGUGGCAUGUGAGACUCGAACCUACGGACUGUUUUUUUUUAAACAGGCUCACUAUUGUUAAACUGUAGUUGCAUCAAAAGAUACAGAAUAAACUCUUUGGUAUUCUUUAUGUACCAUCUGGUUUCCUUUUCAAAUCAUUCAAUUAUAAUUGUUGAUGUUUGUGCAGGUGAAGGUUUCCAUAAAGUUCAACUGAGCAAAA
This is a messenger RNA of Paralichthys olivaceus (Japanese flounder), 3905 nucleotides long. RefSeq names its product E2F transcription factor 4 (gene e2f4). Gene Ontology annotation, biological process: regulation of transcription by RNA polymerase II. Lineage: Eukaryota; Metazoa; Chordata; Actinopteri; Pleuronectiformes; Paralichthyidae. The record is from RefSeq and is a predicted model, not a curated record. Gene Ontology annotation, molecular function: protein dimerization activity; RNA polymerase II cis-regulatory region sequence-specific DNA binding; DNA-binding transcription factor activity, RNA polymerase II-specific. Gene Ontology annotation, cellular component: RNA polymerase II transcription regulator complex.